Messenger RNA from Maniola jurtina (meadow brown), 2161 nucleotides. It is a transcript of the gene Sac1, whose product is annotated as phosphatidylinositol-3-phosphatase SAC1. The coding region runs from base 123 to 1916 and encodes 597 amino acids. Lineage: Eukaryota; Metazoa; Arthropoda; Insecta; Lepidoptera; Nymphalidae. Gene Ontology annotation, cellular component: endoplasmic reticulum. The record is from RefSeq and is a predicted model, not a curated record. The transcript is spliced from 14 exons. Gene Ontology annotation, molecular function: phosphatidylinositol-4-phosphate phosphatase activity. Gene Ontology annotation, biological process: phosphatidylinositol dephosphorylation.
UGAUUUUGAUUGAUUUUGAUAAUUUUGGGUAAUUUUGUUCACAAUUUUCAGCAUUUUCGGGUUACAUAGAAGAAACUCUAUCUGUACUUAUGCUAUGAUUAAAUAGGGGAAACUCAGUGAAAAUGGCUGAACAACUAUUAAUACACGAUGAUAUCAAACUGUACACAACAGCUGAUAAAUUUUAUUUUGAACCAACCAUCAAUCCGACAGAGGUUUUGGUCAUUGACAGAAUCACAGGGGAGGCUUCAGUUAAAGAUAUCAAAACAGUGAAGAUACCAAUACCAGCAAAUGCAUACAAACCUGUGUGUGGGUUUCUUGGCUCCAUUAAACUUAUAUCUGGAAUGUACCUAGUUGUAGCAAAGUAUAGGAUUUUGAUAGGUAAAAUAAAUGGUCAGGAUGUAUACCAACUAGCAGGCACUGAUAUAAUUCCAUACACACGUUCCACCAAUCAUCUUACCAACAAACAGAUUGAAGACAACAACACAUAUGAGCGGUUGCUCCGUGCGGCGCUUGACACGCCCGGUAUAUAUUUCUCAUAUGGCUACGACCUCACUCAUUCCAUGCAGAGGUUGCACUCGGUUCCACCAGAUUUUCACAAGAUGUCGCUAGCGAGUCGUGCAGACUCCCGAUUUCUGUGGAACGGCCACCUUCUCAAGGAGUAUUCGCACCAGCAGUUCUCCCGAUUCGCACUUCCUAUCAUUGAGGGAUUCGUAGCAAUAAACCGCGUGACAGUAAAUGGCCACCAGUUGUCGUGGUCGCUUGUGUCUCGGCGCAGUGUGGACAGAGCUGGCACCAGGCUGUUUAUGCGUGGGAUUGAUGCACAGGGCAAUGUAGCAAACUUUGUGGAAACCGAACAAAUAGUAGAGCGGGGAGGCGAGAAAUCCUCUUUCGUCCAAACCAGAGGGUCCAUCCCCCUAUACUGGAGCCAGUACCCGAACCUCAAGUACAAGCCCGCCGUCGCGUUAUCACCGGAAGAUCACGUCGCGGCCUACACCAGACAUCUAAGGGACCAGUUGCAGAGAUAUGGGAACCAAGUGCUGUUGAAUUUGAUUGACCAGCACGGCAAAGAAGAAGGCUUGGAGCGCGGCUACAGGGCGGCCGUGGCGGCGGCCGCUUUGCCCGCAGUGCGCUACGAGCCUUUCGAUUUUCAUGCGGAGUGCCGCGGCAUGAGAUACGACAGGCUCAACGUGCUUAUGGACCGGAUAGCGCAUGAACAGACGGAAUUCGGCUACUUCCUGUCCCGAGGCGGCACAGUGCUGCUCCGUCAGAGCGGCGUGUUCCGAACCAACUGCGUGGACUGCCUGGAUCGCACCAACGUGGUCCAGAGCUUACUCGCCAAGAGGCAGCUGCUGGCCGUGCUGAAACUGCUGGCGGUCAGCACGGGAGACGAGCAGCAUCCACAUUUAGACAAUUUGUUUAACACUGUAUGGGCAGACCACGCCGACAUGAUUUCGGUGCAAUACUCGGGCACUGGCGCGCUCAAGACCGACUUCACUCGCACGGGCAAGCGCACUCGCCUGGGCCUGCUCAGGGAUGGGAUCAACUCUCUCACGCGAUACUACAAGAACAACUUUAGCGACGGCUUCCGUCAGGAUGCCAUCGACUUGUUCUUAGGCAAAUACGUGGUAGUGGAUGGUGAAGGCAACACCGUGCUGUGUCCUCUACGGCGAGAUCGAGACUGGAAGUAUAUUACGUUCCCAUCGGUGCUGCUGGUGGCGGUGUCGAUGUUCUGCGCGAGCGCCGCGCUCCCUUCGCGCAGCUCCACGGAAGUAUUGCUGUAUCUUAUGUUUUGGGGCGCAGCCGUCGGGGCCACGCUCACCUUCAUAUUCAGACACGGCACGGAGUUCGUGGACUGGCCUCGGCUGGACGGCGGCGGGCUGGCCACGAGCCGGGGCGUGCCGCCGUCGCCUUUAUGAUCCACGUGCCGCUCGUAGUCGUCGUCUGACCGUUCCCCUCCACACCACACACUAUACCACUCACUACACACUUCACAGUAACUGGCCAACGACUUGAGCACGCAUGAAACGUUUCUGAUACGAACCGGCUAAGGUGUGGAAUGCCCUUCCGCGUCCGUGUUUCCUGCCACGUGUAACCCUAAAUACCUUCAAGGCAAGAGGGAUCUUCUAGACAAGCACACUCAGACUUAGAUCUCAUCAUUGCU